CGAGAAGUACGCAAGAAACAACUAUUGAAAAAUCUCACAUUGUACUUAUUUUCCGACCAAUAAAUGUAAAGGUAGUUGCGGUAGUUGCAAGCACUUUGUAGAAUUGGAAUUUUUCCUCGCUCUACCGCAACAUCAGGUCAUGCUGUCCUCAGUUGUGUUUCUGCUCCUCUUCCAGUGGGUCGUAUUGACAGAGUCCGCGGAGCCAGAGCAGUAUUCCGGCGUCGCGGCUCAACUAGUGGAAGACGAGUGCGAGGAUGCGCGGCCGCAGUUCAUCCAGCCGCUGCGAACGCUCGCGGCGAACGGCCUCAUCGCGCAGGAAGACCUGCAUUUGCGCGGCCCGGAAACCAGUCUGGGUUCCUGGAUGGCGGCGCUGGCGAAACUGCUCCACCUGGACCCCUACGCCGCCUUCGAGUGCCCGCUGAUCAUGACGAGCCACAUCCGCAAAGCGGCCGACAGCGCGCUCUACCUGCUGCAGAAGAAGCGAGCCAGGGUGCUGUUGCAGAUCGGAAACAUGUUCAAGCUCUCCGCGAUGUCGCGGUGGUACACGGAGGUUGCCGACGAGCAACAGCGGCUCGGGCUCCCGAUGAACACGCCGCCUCCCACGAAAAAGCAGCGCUUCCAGCCGCGGAUGCUAUCACGUGCAAAUAUGUUUUGGUCUGGAAACUUGUGAUGCUGACACAUGAAUGACAAAAUGGCUACAGUACGCAGCCACGCAUGAUAGAUUUUUGAGCGUUCCUGUGGUGCGUAAGACGCAUGAGAAGCUGCGUUUUUGCAUGACACAGAAACAGCGCUGUUCCGCAACAUGCAUUACAGAGUUCGGGAGGGUGGAAGUUCAGCAUUACAGAUCUUGUAUUCUUCCAGGCCCAGACAUUUUUGCAAUGAACAAAUGCAGAUGGACUACCAACUCGGGCUCGCGCUGCUCACCCAGCAGUUGCUGGAGCCGCCGGUGGAGCCGCGGAAGAGGUGGCCCGCCGGGCUCCCGAAACCCAAGAUCGACGUUCUCUCGAUUUGUGUCUACUCACCCGACAAAACCAGCAACACCGUGCUGGAUAGCCCGUUGCCAGGCAUGACACCGGAGAAUCAUAAACAGUACGUUGCGCAGACCGGGCUAAAUAACUACGUCAUGCACGAUAAGGUAAGGAUAGCGCUUGACUACAUGUGGGUUCGAACCAACUGUAAUCCCGCGGUGAGAUAAUUAAUGUGCACAGGACUGCAGUUCUGCAUGCGGCCGUAAGGGAAUUUUUCAUGCGCAGGACCUAGGGGCUUCGGGCUAAUGAAUGUAUUGGCUUGUUGUAAAGGGCCUCGAAGAUUCUAGUCGAGCACAUGCUUCGCACUACUUUAGCUGCUUAAGUGAUUCGCACGACAACUUUCGGGCGCUAAGUGCUUCGCACUACUUUAGCUGCUUAAGUGCUUCGGACGACUUUAGGGCGCUAAGUGCUUCGCACGACUUUAGCUGCUUAAUGCUUCGCACUACUUUAGAUCGCUAAGUGCUUCGCACUACUUUAGCUGCUGAAGUGCUUCGCACGACUUUGGAUCGCUAAGUGCUUCGCACUACUUUCGCUGCUUAAGUGCUUCGCACGACUUUAGGACGCUAAGUGCUUCGCACGACUUUGGCUGCUUAAGUGCUUUGCACGACUUUGGAUCGCUAAGUGCUUCGCACUACUUUAGCUGCUUAAGUGCUUCGCACGACUUUAGGGAACUAAGUGCUUCACACGACUGUAGCUGCUUAAGUGCUUCGCACGACUUUAGAUCGCUAAGUGCUUCGCACUACUUUAGCUGCUUAAGUGCUUCACACGACUUUAGGGAACUAAGUGCUUCACACGACUUUACCUGGUUAAGUGCUUCGCACGACUUUAGAGCGCUAAGUGCUUCGCACUACUUUAGCUGCUUAAGUGCUUCGCACGACUUUAGGGAGCUAAGUGGUGCCUCGUACUACCUUAGCUUAGUGCUUCGCACGACUUUAUGGUGCUAAGUGCUUCGCACUACUUGAGUUGCUUCCGUGAUUCGCACGCCUUUAGUGCGCUAAGUAGUGCCUCGCACUACAUAAGGUGCUUGCGUGCGUCUCACGAGUUUAGAGCGAUAAGUGCUUCGCACUACUUUAGCUGCUUCAGUGCCUCGCGCGCACUACCUUAGUGCUGCGCACUGCUUUAGUGCUGCGCACUACUUUAGUGCUACGCACUACUUUAGCUACUGGAGUGCUUCGCACUACUUUAGCUGCGGUAUUAAGUGGUUAAUUGCUUGGCAAAACUUGAGCUAUUUUAGUACUUCAAACUACGGUUUCAGUGUCUUCAGAGCUUCGCGCAAUUCUAGGUUCUUAAGUGCUUCGGACGACUUUAGGGUCUUAUGUGCUUCGCACGACUUCCAGCGCUUAAGUACUCCGAACGAUUUUAGGAUCGCAGGUGCUUCGAGCGAUGCAACUCGAUUACCACAAAGGUUUUAUCACUACUUACUUUGUGCAAUGUCGUGGCGAAGUUGGCAGAAGUAGUAACUGCCAGACCUAUGUUAUGAUUUAUCGCCGCAAUUCAUUUCAACAGCUCCUGAUGCCGGACCGAGAGGCACACUAUUCGAAGUUUCUCGUGGUGUACCAGCACCUGCAGCAGAAUCCGGGUACGGAGUGGGUGUUCUUUAUGGACUGCGACGCGUUUUUCACGACCUUUGACUUCACGGUCUUCGAUCUCCUCGCGACAUACGCAGACCCGACUACCGAGGCUGGACAGAAGGUAAAUUUCAUAGUUGCCGAGGACACCGGCGGGAUUAACACGGGCGUGUUUCUGGUGCGCAAUACACCGUGGAGCUUCGAUUACCUGCAGAGGGUGACGUUAUCCCCCUUCACAACGGCGUGGGACCAGAGCAUGUUUUUCACCGCUGCCGUUAACGCCACACUCUUUUCCGAUCUCGACCAUGACUUCCAACUACCACCGGAGGUACGAAUGUUAAUUAUGUGCGACAUUCAGCAUAUUUCGUAAUUUAUUUCUGACACACCUGGAACUGCAGUCACUCACUUGGGCCGGAUAUUACGAUGCCUAUUCCUUCGGAACGACGCAGCAAUCGCUUCUAGCGAUUUGGAUGAGAACGCAAUAGAGCAAAUCGAAAAUUCAGGUACGGUUCGUGCACCAGAAACACUUGAACGCCUUUGUUCCGCCGGCUUCGAAGGAUUGGGGCGGGUAUGAGUGGCAGGUUGGAGACUUCGCAAGGCACUUUGCGGGGUGCCCGUGGCAAGAAAAACCGUGCCUUGACCUGAUGUAUGAAACACUAGAACACGGACGUCGGCAGUACAGCAACGUCGGUAAUGCUAGGACAGAUCUGUAGUGGUAGAGGACGCACCUACUAUCGCUCGUUCUCAUCAUACGAUUUGUCUCUGCCGACCCAGCGAUGGCAUCUUCGCUGAAAAUUAACGAUUCAUUGUGAUCUACUUCGCUGCGGCCGGUUUAGAUGGCUGCUCCUGCGCUUGUCUAAUGUGUCAGUCGAGCAACUACACUUGGCGAUCGCUCGUGAUGUUUUUU
Molecule: messenger RNA, 3503 nt
Organism: Amoebophrya sp. A120
Lineage: Eukaryota; Dinophyceae; Syndiniales; Amoebophryaceae
Source: the annotation of a GenBank genome assembly